AUGUCCAUUAAACUGUCAGUCCUUGCCGACCAGAAAACGAAAACCGUGUACAAAUCUUAUGCAGAAAUCGAUGCGGCACCAGAGGAAAAGCGGCGUGGUAUUACCAUAAAUGCAGCCGUUGUUGACUACACUACUGAAGGUCGUCACUACGCUCACACUGACUGUCCUGGUCAUGCCGAUUACAUUAAGAAUAUGAUUACCGGCGCCAAUCAAAUGGAGUGCGCGAUUAUAGUCGUUGCUGCUACGGAUGGCACUAUGCCCCAAACCCGCGAGCACCUUCUUCUUGCCAAACAAAUUGGCAUCCAAAAUAUUGUCGUCUUCAUCAACAAGGCUGAUGCUGCCGAUGCAGAGAUGCUGGAAUUAGUAGAACUGGAGAUACGUGACACUCUUAAACAGUACGGUUAUGAUGGAGACAAAGUGCCUGUUGUUGCGGGGUCUGCACUGUAUGCUCUUGAAGACAAGAAUCCCGAGAUUGGACGUGACAAAAUAGUCGAGCUUCUAAAGGUCAUUGAUAGUGUGCCUAUGCCAAAGCGCGAUCUUGACAAACCAUUCCUUCUUCCUGUCGAGCAAGUGUUUUCAAUUACUGGACGUGGCACUGUCGCAACGGGCCGAAUCGAACGUGGAAAGAUAAAAUUGCAGGACCCGGUAGAAAUUAUCGGCUACGACAAAAGCCUUAAGUCAACCGUAACGGGCAUCGAAAUGUUCAAGCAAAUGAUGGAAGUUGGUGAAGCCGGUGAUCAGGUUGGUAUCCUCCUGCGAGGUGUGAAGCGGGACGACAUCCGCCGUGGAAUGGCUGUGUGUGCCCCCAAAACGGGAGCGAUUCACAACUUCGUCGAAGCGCAGAUCUAUAUGCUUUCCAAAAAAGAGGGCGGUCGUGCUAAGCCCUUCACCAACAACUUCCAACUGCAAAUCUUCAGCAAGUCCUGGGACUGCCCUGCGUUUCUUAUGUUAAAGGAAGGCCAAGAGCUGAUAAUGCCCGGAGAAGAUGCCGGAAUCAGCCUACACCUCCAAAAGAAAGUAGUAAGUUUACUCCCUCCAAAGAAUUUUCUCGCGCAGUUUAUCUGA
Messenger RNA from Dibothriocephalus latus, 1065 nucleotides. The record is from the annotation of a GenBank genome assembly. Lineage: Eukaryota; Metazoa; Platyhelminthes; Cestoda; Diphyllobothriidea; Diphyllobothriidae.